AUGAUCGAGAAUUUUUAUGGAGUGGCUCGACAAUAUUGUGGCUCCAACACCAAUCUGAACGCUGAAAAUUUCUUGAAUGCUCUCAAUAAUUUGUUAAGUGCCUUAAUUGUUGGCUUACAAUUCAACAAAGAGAAAGAUCAAUCCACAAGAUUACUAUAUGAGUAUUAUUGUUGCUUCCCAUCACCAGAACAUAUUAAUUAUAUUGUUAUUGGUGAAUUUGAAAGAGCAUGUCGCACUUAUGCCAUGCUUUCAGAUACUGAAUAUGAAGCUCCAACCAUUCAUACUCUAUUGUUUAAUUUGAAUAUACCUGGUAUUGAAGUUUUACUUACAAAAGAAUUCAAAUUGAAACAAUAUUCGAAUAAUGACAUUAUGGAAUUCGAUAAAUUGGAGCAGCAAUGGGACAGAACACAUCAACCACACAACAUGCUGCAAAAUUUCAAAAACAAACAAUCCAACGCACAUAUCACCAUUGGAGGAAUUACCUAUCACAAACAACAAAUUGAAAAACCAGAAGCAAAUCAGACUCUCAAUUCCGAAUAUUUAAGCAUUGGUGAUUAUGUUCUCCAAUUAGAUGAAAACAAUCAUGUCUACAUCAAUUUGGCCAAAUUAAGCAAAUCAAACAGUGGACAAAAAGGAAUAAGAAGAACAAAAACCUUUGCCUGGAUGGACGUUUCUAAAGAUUUUACACAAUAUUUUAAGAACCGUCAUUGUGGAGAACGGUUUUUUAGUAAGCAAAAUAAACUGAUCACCUAA
This is a messenger RNA of Naegleria lovaniensis, 753 nucleotides long. RefSeq lists its product as uncharacterized. Bases 1 to 753 code for a protein of 250 amino acids. Lineage: Eukaryota; Heterolobosea; Eutetramitea; Acrasida; Naegleriidae. The transcript has a single exon. The record is from RefSeq and is a predicted model, not a curated record.